UUUUUUUUGUCUCUGUUUAGCUUGUUGUGGUAUUGGGUGCAUGGUGUAUGGGUGGUGGAGGUUUCAGUUGCCCUGUGGUCACGGGGUCGGAGUGAGUUUUGCAAGUUUGAGUAGUUUGUUGUGGGAGUUAUUGAGGUAUCUGGUUUUGGAGGCGCCGGGGUUUUUUUAGGUAGUGUGCUGUUGAGAAGGGAUAAGGUGUGCAUAUGCUGGUGAGAAAGCGUGUGGUCUUUGCUCUUUCUUUUAUUUUCAUUUUCUUUUCUUUUCGAAUUUGAUUGUGUUCGCGGCGAAUUGACAGUCUUAGAAUUAGAAGCUCGACGUUCCGUGAGCUUGAUGCCUCUGGCUGAGGAGAGGAUUUAGUGGGAAUGACCUGCAUUUUUGUAUUCUCGCUAUGGACAGCUGAUAGCGCAAUGACACCCAGAAUUAUCAGCAUUGUGACGGGACAGGUCUUGAAUGAGCAUACUUGCUACAUGAAAGCUGGAGAGUUGUUAAAACACAGCAUUGUUGUUUUCUCGUCGCAAGUGGGUUUCCACGUCGGACAUGUCACCUUUCCAGUCUCGAAAUGUCGUGUAUUUGUGCCUUGAAUAAAUUCCCCAGGAAUUUGACUUGGUUGGAAGAAUGUAAAGAUAACAGAAAGUGAGACCUGAACACACUCCAGUGUAGCAUUAUUUUAAACCUCAAACUCUUUCUGUUUCGAUUAUGCAUUUGACGACCUUGGUGUGGAAGGAGUAUGCAUUUGGAGACAAGCACCUCUCAGCAAUGCUUUUUGGCGGAUUCGUAUGGAGCAGACUCAUAAUCUUACGGGCGCAUUGCGAAUCAGUGGAGGUUCAGUAAAAUUGGCAAUGCGCACCAGGGGCUCGAAGAUCACUUGUGUACUCCCCAACGCUUCCUUCUCAUUCUGAAAAGACUAUGGUUUUUUCUGCUCAGAGUGACGUGACUUAAAGCAACUUCCCCUCCCGCCGCCACCGCCGCCCCCCCCCUCUCUACUUGUGUGGGUGUUUCGAAUCAAAUAUCAGGUAUGGCGUUUGAGAUUGCCAGAGUUCAUGGGCUUAUAAGCUCAAGGGUCGGAGACGAAGGUGGGUUCAAAGCGCUUCAGAAGGAAGGUCUUGCGGCUGGAGACAACCAGGCCUACUCACAGUCCUGCAGACCACUGGGAGCUCAGCCUCACCCACACGACUUAGCCGACCUUUCGUAUUAUUUUCGAGGUUACGACCAACGUGGGGAUGGUAAUAGUUGGCCACUGGAGUCGUUGUCAUCUUGCUCCACUGAGACCGAGAGUGAUGAAGAAGGUGACCUCUUUCAGGGUUUGGCCAAGCAGGUUGCGCAUUCCAUGCUUGGUGAAGAGAAAACUUCGGAUCAUGUUGGAAUUCUCCGGGAUAAUGGCUACUCUGAGGGUCAACUGUCACCUUCCAGUUGGUCAAGCGGAAGCUGGUCGUCUAGAUCCCAGCUUACGGGCAGCCGAAGUAGCUCUAAAGGUUCUUCAAGGGUGUCAUCCCAAGUCUCUUCACCCUCGUCUGCGCCUUCAUCUGGCUAUCAGGAUGCUUGGGAAACUCUUUACGCAGCAGCUGGAGAGGUUGUACGAUUGAAAAUGAACGAGGGAAAGAAGAAUUCGAGGUCAUCUCCCUCGAAUCUUCUGGACUCGGGUCUACGAAAUCGUGUUCCUCAGCUUACUCGACAAUCUGGACAGAUGGGGGGAAGGACAUUACUGUCUUACACGCACAGGAAGGACGAAAAUCCGAUGGCUAUCAAUCAGGCCGAACGCAACUGGGCUAUGAAAUAUGAAGCAACGAUUGUUCCAGACAACCAAGGACAAUCCUGUCGCACCCAGUGCUAUCAGUACGAACAAGCAUACCACGCAGAUGCACAACGAGGUGUCAACAACUAUACUCGUCCAGGGAAAAUGGUCGAUAGUAAGACAAUGCAAAGGACUCGUCGUCCUGUUAUGAACGGGGGCUCCAGUAUGCGUGUCGUUUUCCUGGGAGCCAAUACUCGUCGGGAGUCUGGAACUGGAGUAUUUUUACCCCGCGUGUUUGUCCAGAAGAAGCCUCCCUCAUCGAGGCAGAAUGAAAAUUCACCUACAGCUACUGUACAUGGUCGUGUGUCAAAUGCACACAGGCAUGCCGAAAUCCCAAGAGAAGGGGUAUGGCCCACUCUGCAAAAGAGCAUGAACCGAUCAAGUCUACGCCAACCCGCGGUUCAUGAGCCUUGCCUCCCCAUCGAGUGGACCUACUAGCAACGAUGGUUUCCUUCAGACAUCCCGGCUUUCACAAUAGCAAUGUGGAUGGCCAGCUAGCUAGUCAAAUCAUCUGCAUCCUUUCAUGGUCCAGGAGGACACUUUUUUUUUUUUUACCAUUACAGAGCAGUAAUUUUGCGGCAAUUACCGAUUUUGUCAGGGGCUUUGACCUUGCUUGUAUAGGUGCUAAGCUCAGUUCAGUGCUAGAAAACAGACCAGGCUCGGAGUAUGCUGUACAUUAGUCAAAAAAAUACUCAGAAGGAACUUCUGUUCCUUCGUGGGCAGACAUUUUUCUUAACACCAACAUAGGAACUACACGAAUAAGGUGAACCCUCUGCAGGGAACUUUGUCACUGAAAUAAUUUGCCGCGUCAAUAAACAACACCGUCGGACCAGUCACUUAAGGUCUCUUCAACCGGCUUUGUA
Molecule: messenger RNA, 2655 nt
Organism: Physcomitrium patens
Lineage: Eukaryota; Viridiplantae; Streptophyta; Bryopsida; Funariales; Funariaceae
Source: RefSeq, a predicted model, not a curated record